CGACGGCAGCCAGCAGCUGGCCGCGGCGAGGAGGGCGUACCAGCAUGCCAAAGCGGAGGGCAACCGCCAGGAAGAGGCCAGGUGGGCGAAUGUUAUCGGCGACAUCCUCAAGAACCGUGGCGAGUACUUCAAGGCCCUCAGGUGGCUCCGCAUCGACUACGACAUCUCCGUCAAGUACUUGCCGGAGAAGCACCUCCUCCCUUCGUGCCAGUCACUGGGCGAAGUCUAUCUCCGCCUCCAGGACUUUGAAAACGCCCUAAUUUAUCAGAAAAAACAUUUAGAUCUUGCUAAGGAUGAAAAUAAUCUUAUUGAACAACAAAGGGCAACCACUCAACUAGGGAGAACGUACCACGAGAUGUUCUUAAAGUCCGAGGAUGAUCAUUGCUCUCUGAUAAAUGCUAAGAAGUAUUUCAAGUUGGCAAUGGAACUUGCUCAAACUCUGAAGCGCAGUCAGCUAUCUGAGAAGUUUUCAUUUGUAAAGGAGUACAUCGAUGCACAUAAUAACCUAGGAAUGCUUCAAAUGGAUCUUGAUAAUCCGGAGGAAGCCAAAACAUAUCUUUUGAAGGGAUUAGAUAUCUGUGACGAAGAAGAGUUGAGUGAGAAUGAUGAUGGGCGAAGUAGGCUUCACCAUAACCUUGGGAAUGUUUUCACAGAACUAAGGAAAUGGGACAAAGCACGAGAGCAUAUUCAGAAGGAUAUUGUUAUAUGUAACAAAAUUGGGCACUGCCAGGGAGAGGCGAAAGGAUAUAUAAAUCUUGGCGAGCUGCAUUACAAGGUUCAAAAGUAUGAUGAGGCUAUGACUUGUUAUGCUAAGGCUCUUCACUUAGCUAAAUUGUUGGAAGAUGAGGAUGCUUUGGUUGACCAAAUAAAUCAGAACAUGCAAAUAGUAAAUGAAGCACUCAAGGUACGGAAUGAAAUUGAAAAAGAAGAGCAAGUUCUCAAAAAGUUGGUAAGGAAAACGGAAAUGACCAGAGGCACUGAUGGCGAGAGGAAGUGCUUACUGCAACAGUAUUCAUCUCUUGUUCAUCUCAUUGAGAAAGCUAGCAUAAUUUUUGCAUGGAUGAAAUAUCAUGCAUAUGCAAAGAAAAGAAAGAAAAUAGCCAGCCAAUUGUAUGACACAGAGAAGUUGGGCGAUUCUUUUCUUGCCAUAGGAGAGUCAUAUCAUAAACUUAGGAAGUUUGAUAAGGCUCUGAAAUGGUACACAAAGAGCUGGGAAAAGUACGAAGUGAUUGGCAACUUGGAGGGACAAGCAAUGGCAAAAAUCAAUAUUGGAAAUACUUUUGAUUCUAAAGGUGAUUGGGAAUCUGCUUUGGCUUCUUUUGAAGAGGGUUAUAGGAUUGCUGUUAAAGCAAACAAGCCUUCUACUCAGCUGGCUGCUUUAGAAAAUAUGCACUAUAGUCAAAUGAUAAGAUUCGAUAAUGUGGAAGAAGCCAGGAGGCUACGGGCGUUGAUUGACAAAUUAAAGAACUCAGCAAGUGAAUAUUUUGGAGUGCAUGAUGUAGAUGGGGGUUUGUGCUCUGAAACAGAAUCAGAUGCUGAUCAACCACCGGAUGGUGUAUCAGAUACGGGGUUUUCACCCACGAAGAGUGAAUUUUGUAAUAAAAAAUUAAAAUUUCGUGACAGUGCUGAUCAAUCAUGUGAAGAUUUACCUUUGAAUUCGUUGUUUGGUACUAAAAAGCUAGCUAAGAGGAAAACUAGUUGUACAUCCUCUACAAAUCCAUCUGAUUGUUUGCUUAGAAGUUUAUCCAAAUCAAGUAGUAGUCAGGCUGGGACAAUGGGUCGUAAGCGUACCCGCAUUGUCCUUUCUGAUGAUGAAGAAAAUGCUGAGGUGCUUUGCUCUGGAGGGCUUGCUAAUGUACAUGAUGAAGAUAAUAUGGCUUCUUUUCCCCAUGAUAUGUUAUAUAAGGUUGCUGGGGAAGAUGUGGCUACAUCAGAUAAUUUUAAAAGUGGGAAACAACAGUGUACUAAUGUUCAGAAGGACCAAUGGGAUGUCUCACCAGUAGCCUCAAAAUGCAUAGUUAAUGCUUGCACAGCUAUGAACAUUGAAGAGAGCACCUGUUCUGACAAAUCCAGGACUUCAAGAUCAGAUCAUAACAAUUUCAGAUUUUCCAGCCCACACAAGGCUGCUGAAAAUUCCAAGUUAUAUGCUAAUGACAACACAAUACAUGCCAAUAGUGUUUGUGCUGAUGAGCAUUGUAAGCAUAUUGUUGUUAAAAUUGGUGAAGACUAUGUUCAUAUUGAACAAGAGCUGUGCAUUAUUGGAUCUAGUCUCAGCAUAGAACAGCUGAAGGUUGAAGUGGCAUGUAUGUACUACAUACAACUGCCUUGUGAGAAAAGAUCAAGAGGCCUAGUUCCAGUUAUUCAACACGUUAAAUAUGAUGGAAGGGUUCUUGAAUCCUUCGAGGCAGUUGAUGUUCUCAAUGACCACUUGAGCAGAAAGAGUUGCCUUGAAGCUUCACUUGGUGUGUGGGUACCUAAGCCUUUGGUGGAACUAUAUACUCAGUGCUGUAAAGAGCUAUCUGAGUUACCCAACAUGAACGUACUCAAGCAAUUGUAUAAUCAAGAGGUGUCAGAGGACGAGAUAGUUGUAUCUGGAUGUGAAUUGCAAGAAAUAUCAGUGACACCAUUAGUGAAUGCAAUAAAUAAGCACCAAACAGUUGCUGCUCUAGACCUUUCACACAACCUGUUAGGCAAUGGAACAAUGGAGAAACUUAAAAAAGUAUUUACUGCAUCACACCAGAGCUAUGGUGGGCUGGCUUUGGAUUUGCAUUCUAAUCGAUUUGGCCCAACUGCUUUGUUUCAGGUAUGUGAAUGUAAGGUGCUAUAUAGUCGGCUAGAAGUGCUAAACAUCUCCAGGAACCGUUUGACUGAUGCAUGUGCAUCUUACAUUUCAACCAUCUUGCAAAAAUGCAAAGCCCUGUAUAGCUUAAACAUAGAACAAUGUUACAUCACAUCAAGAACAGUUCAAAAAAUUGCUGAUUCACUGGAUUCAGGAUCUGCUCUCACACAUCUUUAUUUAGGAUACAACCAUCCAGUGUCUGGGAAUGCUAUAAUGAACGUCUUGGCUAAACUCACCAGUUUGAACGAUUUUCAAGAGCUUGGGUUGAGUGGAUUGAAGUUGAGCAAAUCAGUGGUGGAAAAGCUUUGUGAGCUUGUUAAGAAGACUAGCUUGUCUGACUUAAUACUGGGAAGUACCAGUAUUGGAAAUGAUGGAGCACUUGAAAUAUUUCAAUCACUCUCUGAGAAGAAUCCAGAAACAGGGAAACUUGACCUAUCAUCAUGUGGAUUGACUUCUGUUUGCAUUCCCAGAUUAAAUACUGGAGUUUCUCUCUUAAAUUCUAUUCUUGAACUGAAUCUUGGAGGGAAUCCCAUCAUGGAAGAGGGUGGAACUGAACUGGCAUCUUUGCUUACUAAUCCUCAAUGUUCCCUAAAAGUUUUGAUACUAUGCAAAUGCCAACUCGGCAUCCCGCAAGUUCUCGGGAUACUCAAGGGACUAUCAGAAAACUGUCAUUUGGAAGAGCUCAAUCUUGCUGAAAAUGUACACAAUCUUGAUGAACUCCAUACAGACCCCAACCUAUCAAAGAGCUCUAUUGCUUCGGAAAAGGAGAUUUGCACAGGUUGUAGUCAACUCGAAGUUCCUGACAGUGAAGAUGAUGCAGAAGGAAGCAUUGCUGCCACAUCUGCUUCAGUUCACAACUCAGAAUGCAAGUUGCUCAUUGAAGAGCUUUCAACUGCUAUUGAAAUGGCAAAACAUCUGCAGCGGUUAGACCUGAGCAAUAACGGGUUUUCUCAAGAAGCUGGACAGAGGUUAUAUACAUCAUGGGCAUUGCAUUCAAGAUCUGGCAUAGCUCAGAAGCAUAUCCAGGGGAAUGUAAUUCAUUUGUCUGUCCAGGGAGUCAAGUGUUGUGGCACAAAACCAUGCUGCCAAAAGCUUUGACUUCAAUGUGCUCUAAGAUAUGGUUGGUUGUUUUAUGAGAACUAUGCAUGCAUUUUGUUAAAAACCCUGAUUAUGCAUUUAGGUACAUAGAACUUGUAAGUAUAAGGAACAUGGAUGAAUCAUGAAUAUAUGAGCAGAGCCAAGAAAUAUAUUUAUGUAUA
Cuscuta campestris is the source of this 4098-nucleotide messenger RNA. The record is from the annotation of a GenBank genome assembly. Lineage: Eukaryota; Viridiplantae; Streptophyta; Magnoliopsida; Solanales; Convolvulaceae.